Molecule: messenger RNA, 2939 nt
Organism: Ananas comosus (pineapple)
Lineage: Eukaryota; Viridiplantae; Streptophyta; Magnoliopsida; Poales; Bromeliaceae
Product: DNA mismatch repair protein MSH5
Exons: 34
Coding region: 106-2586 (826 amino acids)
Biological process (GO): chiasma assembly; mismatch repair
Cellular component (GO): nucleus
Molecular function (GO): ATP binding; mismatched DNA binding; ATP-dependent DNA damage sensor activity
Source: RefSeq, a predicted model, not a curated record
CUAACUCUCUCUUCUCUCUCUCUACCUCCACCUCCCCGAGUCCCUUCCCAUUCUCUCUCUCUCUCUCUCUCUCUCUCUCUUGUAGCGGAGUUCCAUACGAAGGAGAUGGAGGAGGAGGUCGAAGCCGAAUCUCAGGUGUACAUGGCCUGUGUAAUGCAAGGUCAUAGAGUUGGUGUUGCAUACUAUGACUCGAGUAUCCAUCAACUUUUUGUUUUAGAAGUUUGGGAAGAUGGGAAUGAGGAGUUUCCUCUGAUUGACCUUGUGAAAUAUCAAGCAAAACCUAUGACAAUAUACGCAAGCACUAAAACAGAAGAAGCACUUUUAUCUGCAUUACAACGAAAUGAUGGAGAUGAAGUCACCGUAGUGAAGCUCAUACGAAGUUCAAUAUUCAGCUAUGAACAAGCUUGGCACAGACUGAUAUAUCUAAGAGUUGCUGGGAUGGAUGAAGGCUUAGGUGUGAAGGAGAGAAUUUGCUUCCUUAAUUCUAUGAUGGAUCUUGGAAGUGAUGUCCAAGUUCGUGCUGCUGGAGGUCUCCUUGCUAUAUUAGAGAAUGAGAGGCUUGUUGAUAUCUUUGAACAAAAGGACUGUGGAAACCCAUCAAUAGCAAUAGAUUGUGUGACUCAAAUCUCAUUAGACAAGUAUCUAAAACUUGAUGCAGCUGCACAUGAGGCACUGCAGAUUUUUCAGGUAGACAAGCACCCAAGUCACAUGGGAAUUGGAAGAUCUAAGGAAGGAUUUUCAGUCUUUGGAAUGUUCAAUAAGUGUGUCACACCUAUGGGAAGGCGUCUGUUGAGGACCUGGUUCUUGAGACCAAUACUUGAUUGUGAAAUUUUGAAUAAUCGCUUGGACACUAUAUCAUUUUUUCUCUGCUGUGAAGAAUUAAUGUCUGCUUUACAUGAGGCGUUGAAGUCAGUGAGAGACAUUCAUCACAUGCUGAAGCCUACUGGAAAUGGAUUUUUAGAAUUGGGAAAAGAUUUAUGCGAACUUUUGUUUUUCCUGAAGAAAUUCAACUCUCCGAGUGCCUUCUGUACCAGCAGUGAUUGGAACACAUUUUUGAAGUGCGUUUGUUCCUUGUUGCAUAUAAACAAGAUCAUUGAAGUAGGAAUACCUGAAUACAUUCAGGAGAGAAUGGAAUGCUCAAAGUUGGCCAUACUCGAGAAGGCAAGUUCUUCUAUUACGAAUGAGAUGGUUUAUGUCUUUGAUCUGGUAAUUGGUGUUGUUGAUGUUCAGCGAAGUAAGGAGAAAGGAUAUGACACACUAGUGAAAGAAGGGCUUUGUGAGGAGUUGGAUGAACUGCGAAUGGUAUAUGAAGGAUUGCCAGAUUUUCUAGAGCAGGUGUCGUCUAAUGAAAUUGCUUCCCUUCCUUUCUUGAACGGGAGUAAAAGAGCUCCUUGCAUUGUUUAUGUCCAUCAAAUAGGAUACUUGAUGUGCAUAUUUGAUGAGAAGCUAAGUGAAGACAUGUUGGAGAAACUUAAAGAUUUUGACUUUGCGUUUUCAGAAGAUGGGGAUGAGAAGAAGUUCUUCUAUCAUACUUCAAAGACUAGAGAAUUGGACAAUCUUCUUGGAGAUAUUUACCAUAAAAUUCUUGACAUGGAGAGAGCAAUUAUUAGGGACCUGGUGUCUCGUGUGCUUCAUUUCGCCCCACAACUAGUCAAGGCAGUGAACUUUGCAGCAGAACUUGAUUGCUUUCUGUCAUUGGCUCUAGUUGCUCGUCAGAACAAUUACGUUCGACCCAUCUUGACGGAGGAUACCUUGCUUGAUAUAGAGAAUGGGAGACAUGCUUUGCAGGAAAUGACGGUUGAUACUUUUGUUCCAAAUGAUACAAAGAUCUUUAACAAUGGAAGAAUAAACAUCAUAACUGGUCCAAACUACUCAGGAAAAAGCAUUUAUGUUAAACAGGUUGCUUUAGUGGUUUUUCUUUCCCAUAUUGGGAGUUUCGUACCUGCUGAUUCUGCUAUUGUCGGGAUGACUGACAGGAUUUUUUGCGCUAUGGGAAGCAAACCAAUGACAAGUGAACAAUCAACUUUCAUGAUUGAUCUGCAUCAAGUUGGAAUGAUGCUGAGACAUGCAACGUCAAGAUCCUUAUGUUUGUUGGAUGAAUUUGGCAAGGGUACUUUGACUGAAGAUGGAGUUGGGCUUCUUGGAGGAACUAUCAACUAUUUUGCUAGCUAUGAUCAUCCUCCAAAGGUCCUUUUGUGCACGCAUUUGACAGAGAUCUUUACUGAAAAUUACUUACCGCAGUCUGAACAUAUCAAGUUUUACACUAUGAGUGUGUUGAGACCUGACAGCAACUGCAUGAGCGGUGAAGACGUCAUUUUUCUUUACCGACUUGUACCUGGGCAAGCGCUUAUGAGCUAUGGCUUGCAUUGUGCACGGCUUGCAGGGGUACCUGACGGUGUUGUUGAAAGGGCUACGGUUGUUUUAGAAGCUUUAAAUUUUAAGAAGCCUAUAAGCCGCUUAGAUUCCCAGAUACUAUUGGCUAGAGACCAGCAGUACAAGGAUGCUGUAUCGAAAAUGUUGGCUUUUGAUGCAUGCAAAGGUGAUCUCAGCUCAUUUUUUCAAGAUAUAUUUCCGUUGGAAGCUUAGCAUUUACUGUAGUAUAUUCUGGACUGUUCAUGUAUAAUGAGUGCUCGAAAACAUUUAUAUUAAGAGGUGAAUGAUUAAGCUUGGUGUAAUUUGGCCUCAUCCGGAUGGUAGUUAAGGUUUAGCACAGUUGAGAAAGCAAUGGCAUUUGGUUAUUCUUUGGAUUAUUGGGAAGUGUGGCUUAAAAGACAGUGUAAGAAUUCUCCUUUCUAGAUUCUCAUAAUCUAGUCAACUAAACCCUGGUUAUUGGGAGAGAUAUUGCUUAAAUUGUUUUCUCAGAAAAUUUAGAGAGUGCAACUUAUAUUAAAACUGUGUAUUUCUUAUUUUGCUGCUGAUCUUCCUUAAGGUUAAAAGUU